Molecule: messenger RNA, 1680 nt
Organism: Dioszegia hungarica
Lineage: Eukaryota; Fungi; Basidiomycota; Tremellomycetes; Tremellales; Bulleribasidiaceae
Product: carboxypeptidase s precursor
Exons: 11
Coding region: 1-1680 (559 amino acids)
Cellular component (GO): fungal-type vacuole lumen
Molecular function (GO): metallocarboxypeptidase activity
Source: RefSeq, a predicted model, not a curated record
AUGCCCUCUGCGGCGCCAGCGGCCCAGCGACGGUGGUGCCAGCUCUCGGGUCCCACCCUGCUGUCUCUGGGCGUCUGCUUCCUCUUCAAUAUCUGGCUUCUUGCGCCGACCAAGUCAGAUCACCUCAAGCACCACCACCAUCACUCGGCUCCGGACGCAGGCAAAUGGGCGAGAUGUCCGGAGCAGCCAAAGCCGCUGCACCCUGCUAUGGCUUGGAACAUGACCGAGGAGGAGAAGAAGACUUCUAUUGACCGAUUUGCUCGGGCUGUGCAAAUCCCUACUCAGAGCUACGACGACAACGGCGAGCCAAACGAAGAUCCCCGCUGGAAGCCGUUCUUCGAUUUCCAGACCUAUCUCAAGGAUACAUUCCCUCUUGCCCACGAGAAGGGUAACGUGGAAUACAUCAACACCCUCGGUAUCCUCAACACCUUCAGGGGGUCUGACCCGUCGCUCAAGCCGCUCGUACUAAUGUCGCACUAUGACGUCGUACCCGCGCCAGAGUCCACAUUCGACCGCUGGACUUACCCGCCUUUCAGCGGGCACAAUGACGGGAGGGAUAUCUGGGGUCGCGGCGCAUCCGACGACAAAACCCUCCUCGUUGCCCAAUGGGAAGCUAUCACGCAUCUGCUGGAGAGUGGCUGGGAGCCCCGCCGGACAGUCAUCCUGUCGCAUGGCUUCGAUGAGGAAGAGGUAUCCGCCCGUAGAGGUCAGGGUCAGAUCGCCCCACUCUUGGAGGAGCGGUAUGGGAAAGAUGGGAUCUUCAUGCUGGUCGACGAGGGUAGUGGGACGACUGAGGACUGGUAUGGCGGAGCUUUCGCUCUUCCCGGUAUGGGCGAGAAGGGGUACCUCGACAUCCGGAUCUCGGUGGGAACGCCCGGAGGCCACUCGUCGGUACCGCCCACUCAGACCGGUAUCGGGAUCAUGUCCGACAUCGUCAUCGCCAUGGAGGCCAAUCCAUUCGAGACCAAGCUUACCCCUGAAUCUCCUUAUCUCACUUCUCUGAUGUGCGCUGCUGAACACGCUCCCUCCUUCCCUUCCAAGUAUGCCAAGCUGCUCCGCCACCCUCGUGACUGGCCCAAGCUCGCCAGCCUCCUCUCGUCCUCCUCCGCCUCUGAGAAAGCCAUGAUCUCCACCACGCAAGCCGUCGAUGUCAUCUCCGGCGGUGUGAAAGUUAACGCCCUUCCCGAGCUGGUUACAGCGCUCGUCAAUUACCGUAUUGACUUUUCGGAAUCAAUCAACUCCACGCAGAGGCACGUCGAGCGGGUAUUGAGGAAGGAGGCGAAGAAGAUGGGUUUGGACUUUUAUGGCUUCAGUCAGGACAGAGGGAAGAGUGGGAAGUACGUCGCGGUGGAGAUCUUCGGUCCGGCGCUGGAGCCGGCGCCGAGGUCGCCGAUGGAGGGUGAAGCGUGGGAGCUGUUCGCUGGGACCGUCAGGGCGGUCUUUAACGACAAGCACGGCAAGCCAAUGACCGUCGCGCCAUCUGCAUCUACGGGCAACACCGACUGCAAGAUGUACUACAAUCUCACCAAGAACAUCUACCGGUUUAUGGGCAGUCCAGCCUCCUUGGACCGCGCGAGCGGCAUCCAUACCGUGAAUGAGCGCGCGUCUAUCGAGGGCCACUACAGUGUCGUUCGCUGGAUUCACGCGCUGGUGCAAAAUGUCGACGCAUCCUUGGCGUGA